AUGGGAAGAACUUAUAAAAAGGAGUUUUUCAAACGACAACAAAGACAAAUACGUCGACGAAGGGAGCAAGAAGAGCGGCAAAGAAUAGAGUUGUUGCACGCGCAGAUCCAGCAACAACAUGAGCCGCCGCCGCCAUAUUUUUCGGAAAACAGCGACACUGAGCGCGAACUUGCGCAACUUCGUGUCCAAAUCGAUGAGCUUCGUGCUAGGCUUAUACAAAUAAAUGAGUCGGGCCAGCGCGAAGUUCAUAUUCUCGAGGAGAGGAUACGUGCGUUAGAAAGUCUUCCAAAAUCCGAAUUAAUCGAAAAUAAAACAAAAAGAUUUUCGGUUAAGACGGCAAUAAUGGGUCCUGAGUCAUAA
Molecule: messenger RNA, 360 nt
Organism: Funneliformis geosporum
Lineage: Eukaryota; Fungi; Glomeromycota; Glomeromycetes; Glomerales; Glomeraceae
Source: the annotation of a GenBank genome assembly